Molecule: messenger RNA, 1172 nt
Organism: Dacryopinax primogenitus
Lineage: Eukaryota; Fungi; Basidiomycota; Dacrymycetes; Dacrymycetales; Dacrymycetaceae
Product: glycoside hydrolase
Exons: 5
Coding region: 22-1047 (341 amino acids)
Biological process (GO): substituted mannan metabolic process
Molecular function (GO): mannan endo-1,4-beta-mannosidase activity
Source: RefSeq, a predicted model, not a curated record
ACUUGGAUCUCCCUCGUCAACAUGUCGUUAUUUCUUGUCCUGGUUGCUUUCGCUCUCUCUGUCUUUUCCCUUCCCGUCCUGGAUGACUCCGUUGACUCCAUCACGAUGCAGAAGAGAUGGGAGCAAGGCAUUUCCGACAAUGCUAUGAUUAUCAAUUGGAUUGGCCUUGGAUUUCUGCCUGACUUCGACGUUUCCAGUGUCAGCGAGAUAAACCAAGCGCUUCCACUUCCCAUGGCGGUUGUAGGCGACUACAUCCCCAUAUCCUCUGACGACACUUCCCUGGGUGGUUUCUGGUAUCACUACAACGAUAUUGUCGGCCAAGCCGUUAAGCCAGUCUACAUGGCUACCAUCGAAUUAUCCGACGGCCUGUGGGACUUUGAUUCUGACCAGGCCGAUGUCAUCUCGCAAGCUAUGGCCGACCUCAACAACGCUGGCGUUCCGGUCUGGGUCCGAUUUGCCUACGAGAUGAACGGUUGUCCGGCCUGGAACGCUUGGGGAUGCGAUCCCAACGGAUUCUUCCAGGCAUGGAAUAUCAUGGCCAAUUCAUUGCAUUACUGGGCCCCGAAUUCCAAGAUGUUAUGGAGCCCCAACAUCGAUACCGAUAAUAACAACUGGGGCAACUACGAUCAGUAUUAUCCUGGUGAUGAUACGGUCGAUCUUGUCGGUCUAUCCUUUUACUCUUUCGGCAUUGAUCAGCAGGAAAAUACGGUUCCUAAUUCUGGGUUUCUCAUCCAGACGGCGGGGCCCUUCUACGACACUUAUUCUGCAGCGAAGGGCAAGCCAUUCGUGCUGAGCGAGACUUCAGCUGCCUACCAUUAUUAUACUGGUACCCAGGUGGCUGCAGCUGGUGGCUCCAAUGAACUUCAGAUCAAGACAGCGUGGAUGAACGAGGUCCUUGGCUGGAAUACUCAUUACAACUUCCCGAAUAUGGUCGCGGCUGUGUGGUUCAACUACCAGAAGAACGAACGUGACCAGACGAUCGAUUACCGCGCGAUUCUGGGCAACCCUUCGGUCCAGUCUAUGGUCUACGCCUUGAAGAACUGGUGAUGGGCCGAGCUCUGUUUUUUUUUCUGGGUCUUUGGGUUUCAAUGGGUAUUGUUGUAUUUCUAUCCCCCGCUUGAUGCGGUGCACCUCUCUGUUGUAAGCAAGAAUGUCCUAGUGGAAUGAAUGUC